ACUGUUCUUUUAAUGAAAGUAAUAGCAAGCUAGCAGUGGUUGCAAGUGACGAGUGAUCAAAUUAAGCUAGUAUAUAUCCAUCGUUAAGAGUUUGAGGAAUUUUCUGAUAAAUAUAUGUAGUGUGGGUUCUUGUAUUUUUGGACUUCAAUUUCUCUUAACGAAUGCUCAGCUGUUGAAGUGGGUGCUCUUUGUAUGUCUUUAGGAGAAAAAAAAGAGCACUUAUUGAUUUCGAUUCUUAGUGAUUGAGGGAGACACGAUCUUGCAACUGUCUGAUAUGGCAUCUUCAUCUGCUGUUGCUUAUAAAUGGAAGCAUGAUGUGUUCCUUAGUUUUAGAGGCAAGGAUACGCGCAACAAUUUUACCAGCCAUCUCUAUGAUGCUUUGUGUCGUAAGAAAAUCAAGACCUUCAUCGAUGAUAGGCUUGAAAGAGGACAAGAAAUUACCCCUGCCCUUCUGAAAACGAUUGAAGAAUCAAGAAUUUCUGUAGUAAUUUUCUCCAAGAACUAUGCAUCUUCUCUGUGGUGUGUGGAUGAACUGGUGAAAAUACUUGAAUGCAAAGAGACUUAUGGGCAGAUUGUUUUACCGGUCUUCUAUCAUGUGGACCCAUCUGAUAUUGAUGAGCUGACUGGGAGUUUUGGAAAUGCAUUUGCGGAGCUUGAAAAACAUUUUAAGGGGAAGAUGGGAAGGGUGCCAAGGUGGAGGGCAGACUUGACAUCCGCAGCCAGUAUAUCUGGAUGGGAUUCACAGGUUACUAGUCCGGAGUCCAAACUAGUUACAGAAGUUGUGCAAACUAUCUGGACAAGGUUAAAUUAUGCAUCCCCAAGCAAAUUAAGGGGUCUGGUUGGAGUAGAUUCACGCAUGGAGCAAAUAAACAAAUUACUAUCUAUUGUGCCAUCAGAUGUCCGCAAAAUAGGAAUUUGGGGCAUGGGUGGUAUAGGCAAGACAACUAUCGCGGGAGCUUUCUACGAUAGCUUCUCCAGUCAAUAUGAAGGCCACCACUUUCUUCCCAGCAUAAGGCAGGAAUCAGAAAAGGGUCGAUUAAAUGAUCUACGAGAUGAACUUCUUUCUAAACUACUGGAGGAAGAAAAUCUCGGCGUUGGCACACCACAUAUACCAACUUUCAUCAGGGAUAAACUCUGCCAAAAGAAAGUUCUCCUCGUUUUGGAUGAUGUGAAUGAUGUACGACAAUUCCAACACUUAAUUGAAGUGCCUUUGAUUGGUCCAGGAAGCGUUCUUGUUGUAACAUCAAGAGACAGGCAAGUACUUAAGAAUGUAGUUGAUGAAAUAUACGAGGUUGAGGAAUUAAACGCCCACGAAGCUCUUCAACUCUUUAGCUUGAAUGCUUUUAGGGGAAACCACCCCCCAAAAGCUUAUAUGGAGUUGUCAAUCAAGGCAAUAAAUUAUGCCAAAGGGAACCCGUUAGCUCUUCAAGUUUUGGGUUCCUUCUUAUUUGGCAGAGAAAGAUAUUUCUGGGAAUCUCAAUUAAAUGAGAUUGAAAGCUUUCCUGAGCUGAAUAUUUAUGACUUGCUGAGAAUAGGCUUUGAUGCACUACGUGAUCAUAACACGAAGAGUAUAUUUCUCGACAUUGCAUGUUUCUUUAGAGGGCAUCAAGUUGAUUUUGUAAAGCGGAUUUUAGAUGGCUGCGGUUUCAAAACAGAUAUUGGAUUUAGUGUUCUCAUUGACAGGUGUCUCAUUAAAAUUUCAGAUGACAAGGUUGAAAUGCAUGAUCUUUUGCAAGAAAUGGCCCAUGAAGUUGUUCGAAAAGAAUCUCUUGACGAGCUAGGAAGACAAAGCAGAUUGUGGGGUCCUAAAGAUGCAUAUCAAGUGUUGACCAAUAAUCUGGGAACUGGAAAAGUAGAAGGGAUAUUCUUGGAUGUUUCAAAAAUAAGAGAAAUCGAGUUGAGUUCUACAGCCUUGAAAAGGAUGUAUAAACUUAGACUGCUAAAAAUUUAUAAUUCUGAAGCUGGAGUUAAAUGCAGAGUGCACCUUCCUCAUGGCCUCGAGUAUCUUUCUGAAGAGUUGAGGUAUCUCCAUUGGGAUGGAUACCCUUUGACAUCUUUGCCUUGCAAUUUUCGUCCACAGAACCUUGUAAACCUUAACCUAUCAUCUAGCAAGGUUAAGCAACUGUGGAGAGGAGACCAGAAUCUCGGCAAUUUAAAAGAUGUCAACCUCAGCAAUUGUGAGCACAUAACUCUCCUGCCAGGCCUUUCAAAGGCUAGAAACCUUGAGAGAUUGAAUCUUCAAUUCUGUAAAAGUUUGGUUGAGUUUCCUUCAUCUGUUCAGCAUCUGGACAAGCUUGUUGAUUUAGAUUUGAGAGGCUGCAAAAGACUAAUCAAUCUUCCCAGUAGAAUUAAUUCAAGUUGUCUGGAGACUCUGAACCUUUCUGGUUGUGCAAAUCUCAAGAAGUGCCCAGAGACUGCGAGGAAACUGACAUAUUUAAAUUUAAAUGAGACUGCUGUUGAGGAGCUUCCCCAAUCAAUUGGGGAACUCAGUGGACUUGUUGCUUUGAAUUUGAAGAACUGCAAACUCCUGGUGAAUCUUCCAGAAAACAUAUAUUUGUUGACAUCUCUUCAAAUUGCUGACAUCUCUGGCUGCUCAUCUAUCAGCAGGCUUCCUGAUUUUUCGAGGAAUGUAAGAUACUUGUACUUGAAUGGAAUUGCAAUAGAAGAGCUGCCAUCUUCAAUUGGUGAUCUAAGGGAACUCAUUUUUUUAGAUCUAGUUGGCUGCAACAGGCUAAAGAAUCUGCCGAGUGCGGUUUCUAAGCUGGUAUGUCUUGAAAACCUUAAUCUUUCCGGUUGCUCAAGUAUCACGGAGUUUCCAAAGGUUUCCAAUAAUAUAAAGGAGCUGUAUUUAAAUGAGACAGCAAUACAAGAGAUUCCCUCUUCAAUAGAAUGUUUGUUUGAUCUUGCUGAAUUGCACCUCAGAAACUGCAAACAAUUUGAGAUUCUUCCAAGCAGCAUCUGCAAGUUGAGAAAACUGCAGAGGCUUAAUCUCUCAGGUUGCCUCCAAUUUAGGAAUUUUCCAGAAGUUUUGGAGCCGAUGGUAUGUUUGAGAUAUCUCUAUUUAGAACAAACAAGCAUAACAGAGUUGCCUUCACCGAUUGGAAAUCUGAUGGGACUUGCCUGCUUGGAAGUGGGAAACUGCAAAUAUCUACUGUUUGAGUUGCAAUAUCUAGGAUUAAGGAAUUGCAGGAGACUUGAAUCAUUACCGGAGCUUCCACCACGGCUAUCAAAGUUAGAUGCACAUGAAUGCCAGAGUUUGAGAACUGUAGCAAACUCAUCAACUGGAGUUGAGGGGAACAUUUUUGAAUUCAUUUUCACUCGUUGCUGUAGUUUGUUGCCUGAGACCAAUAAAAUCUUGGCGCAUUCCUUAUUGAAAUUUCAACUUUAUACCAAAAGGUUAUACCAUCAGGUGCCCGAUGUUCCAGAAGGGGCAUGUAGUUUCUGCCUCCCUGGAUACAAAACUCCGAAGUGGUUUAGCCAUCGAAGUAGAGGCUCUACGGUAACAUUCCAGCUAUCGUCACAUUUGGCUAAAAGCGAGUUCUUGGGUUUCUCUCUUUGCGCUGUCAUUGCAUGUCGUUCUCUCGGCCAUGGUUUGCAAGUUAAAUGCACGUAUCGGUUCCGCAAUAAACACGGUGAUAGCCAUGAUCUCAGUUGCUAUCUCCAUGGCUGGUAUGAUGAGAAGAAGUGCAUGGACUCGACACACAUAUUCGUGGGAUUCGAUCCCUGUCUGGUUGCGAUAAAAGAUGAUAUGUUUAGUAAAUACAGUGAGGUUUCAGUUGAAUUCCAACCGGAACCGAUUGACGGCAAUCACUUGACAUCUUAUCCUCGUCAAGUACGUGAGAGAUGA
Molecule: messenger RNA, 3847 nt
Organism: Populus euphratica (Euphrates poplar)
Lineage: Eukaryota; Viridiplantae; Streptophyta; Magnoliopsida; Malpighiales; Salicaceae
Product: protein SUPPRESSOR OF npr1-1, CONSTITUTIVE 1-like
Exons: 5
Coding region: 275-3847 (1190 amino acids)
Biological process (GO): defense response; signal transduction
Molecular function (GO): ADP binding
Source: RefSeq, a predicted model, not a curated record